AUGAUCCUGCAGCUAUUUCUCCUCGAGCUGAUGAUCCUGCUAUUUGACAUGACUCUGUUAUGCAUUGUACUGUGGAUUGCUAUCUCACUUGCACCGACCCGAGCCCUCUCCGUUCCCCUUUCUCCUUCUUCAUCGCGGCGCCGGCGACGCUUGACCCGCCGCCGGCCGAGCCUCCUUCUCCCCUCCCCUUUCUAUUUCACCGUGCCCUUGUUUUCUCUACAUUGGGGCAUCAACUUACUAGAAAAGAGGUUCUCCAGAAACGCACUGACAGAGGAAGAAAAGAAGGCUUUCAAGAAACUAUUGAAAGAAGAUGGCUACUAUACGAUCAGAGUGUCAUCUAAUGUGUUAGAUCCUCCGGGAAGAGAUUUUGUUGUUUCAUCAGUCAGAGUUAUCAUGUCAAACUCUGAUGAUGAAUCUGAUGACUAUGAUGAAUUAGGCCCAGAUAUCAAUUUGCUUCUUAUUUUGAGCCAUGCAAAUGAUUUUUUUCAUGAAAUGACUCAGUUUCAUAGAUCUAUUGAUCGGAUGCCUUGUCGAACGUCAUCUCUUACUAGGAGGAUGUAUAUUCAAGAAAUACUUGAUGGGCACCCUCAAAAUUGUCUUGGAGCUAUUGAUGGAACUCACGUAUCGGCAUGGGCACCGACAUCAAUUCAAACAUCUUUUCGUGGUAGAAAGGUUAUUGUCACACAAAAUGUGAUGCUUGUAUGCGAUUUCGAUAUGCUUUUUACAUUUGUGUAUACGGGCUGGGAGGGGACAACAAAUGAUUCAAGGGUGUUCAUAGACGCUUUGACUAGGCAUGAAAAUCAUUUUCCUAAACCUUGCGGUGAUCAAUUUUAUUUGGUUGAUUCUGGUUACCCAAAUAUGCCGGGGUUUCUUGCUCCGUAUCGAGGUCAACGCUAUCACUUGAGAGAUUAUCGACGGCAAGGCAGACCAAGGGGGAAGGAAGAGUUGUUCAAUUAUAGGCAUAGCACAUGUCGUAAUAUUAUUGAGCGAUGCAUUGGGGUGCUUAAGGCAAGAUUUCGAAUUUUAAAAGAUAUGCCAAACUAUCCAAUUACUAGCCAAAGAUUAAUUCCACUUGCAUGUUGUGCGGUGCAUAAUUUCAUACAUCGGCAUCAUGCAAUGGAUAAUUUAUUUAUGGAGUAUUCAUCUGAAGAUAUGCUCAUGUCUGGAGGUGAAGAUAGUUUUGGUGAUCAAGAGCCGAUUCCAAUUGAUCCAAGCCAAACAGCUCAGAUGGGACACAUAUGUGAUGACAUUGCAAGCCAUAUGUGGAAUGAUUAUGUGGAGCAUCAUCCGUAA
This is a messenger RNA of Zingiber officinale, 1293 nucleotides long. RefSeq lists its product as uncharacterized. The transcript is spliced from 6 exons. The coding region runs from base 1 to 1293 and encodes 430 amino acids. Lineage: Eukaryota; Viridiplantae; Streptophyta; Magnoliopsida; Zingiberales; Zingiberaceae. The record is from RefSeq and is a predicted model, not a curated record.